CUUGAACAUCUUUUCGUGUUUUAAUCUUCAAGGAAAUCAAAAUGCCACUAGAAAUUGCGAAAAUGGUGGGCGAUUCCGAACGACCAAAAUGCGAUAUUGAAUUUAUCGGCGUCACAAACGAUCGUUUGUUCACAUCGAGCGAAAGUGGAAAUGUCAUGGUAUGGAACAAGGAAGAUUUGAAAGCGGUGGGCGAAUUGGAUGCUAAACAGUGCCCCAUCUGCUGCAUCGCCGUUAAGGGCAACCAACUUUAUGCUGGUACGUCUGGUGGUAAUAUUGUUGUCUGGGAUAUCGAGACGGCCACUGUUAUCAGGGAGUUAAACGAGCAUCAAGGAAGCGUAGCCAAGAUACGUGUAGUAGGGGACUUGGUCGUUUCAGGCGACACCGAAGGCAAGGUUCUCGUGUGGCAAGGUGACACGUUAAUUCACCUGUACGAAACAGGUGAAGAAGUCUGGGACUUUGACCUUGCCGACGAUCAUCUCUAUUCUAUCCGUGACCGAGACCUCAUCGUCCAAAAGAUCCACAAAACGGAGCAUGGCCACAAAUUGACUACUACCAAAACGUUGGAAGCUCGUGGUCCAAUGUGUCGGCUGGACGGCAGCAUCGCCGUACUUAGCCGAGACGGAAUGGAUAUCCACAUCAUGGAAGAUGAUAAACUCCAAUUUAAGCGAAUUGGUAUCAUCAAGGGUCAAGACCGCAUGAUCAACGCUUUGGCGUACAGCCAACAGCCAAAGAAGACUCACCUGUAUUCGGGCGGAUGGGACAACACGGUUCGCAGUUACGACCUCGAGACUUUCACCCCUCUGUCUGUAGUCGAAUUGGGUCAGGCAGUCAAUUGCAUCCGGCCCGACCCCUCUAGCAGUGGCCACAUCUUCGUCGGCGGCAAUAAUGGCCUUUUGUGCAAGAUCCUCGACAGAUGAAAAA
Messenger RNA from Daphnia carinata, 921 nucleotides. Its product is annotated as F-box/WD repeat-containing protein lin-23-like. Gene Ontology annotation, biological process: ribosomal large subunit assembly; Notch signaling pathway. Bases 42 to 917 code for a protein of 291 amino acids. Gene Ontology annotation, molecular function: protein binding. The transcript has 4 exons. NCBI's taxonomy places the organism in Eukaryota, Metazoa, Arthropoda, Branchiopoda, Diplostraca, Daphniidae. Gene Ontology annotation, cellular component: nucleolus. The record is from RefSeq and is a predicted model, not a curated record.